Molecule: messenger RNA, 2946 nt
Organism: Penicillium oxalicum
Lineage: Eukaryota; Fungi; Ascomycota; Eurotiomycetes; Eurotiales; Aspergillaceae
Product: leucine--tRNA ligase NAM2
Exons: 2
Coding region: 1-2946 (981 amino acids)
Biological process (GO): leucyl-tRNA aminoacylation; mitochondrial translation
Cellular component (GO): mitochondrion
Molecular function (GO): aminoacyl-tRNA deacylase activity; ATP binding; leucine-tRNA ligase activity
Source: RefSeq, a predicted model, not a curated record
AUGCAAAUGCUCCAACGAAUUCAAUUGACGCCUUUACUUGCGCGAGCUCGCCAAUGCGCGCCGGCUGGCCUCCGUUCGCCCACACCUCACCUCUACUUUAAUUACCUGACCAGACAAUCCUCAACAUCCCAUACGUAUAGAAAGCUUGAUCUACCGGCACUCGACAAGAAAUGGCAAGCAAAAUGGCUAUCGCCCGACGCAAGAGCGCGACCGGCGGUAGUAUCCCAAGGCGAGCGCAAGCCGAAGUCCUACGUCCUGUCAAUGUUUCCAUACCCGUCCGGCACCUUGCACAUGGGUCAUCUCAGGGUAUACACAAUAUCCGAUGUGAUAUCACGAUAUUACAGAAUGUGUGGCAGGGAUGUGCUACAUCCCAUGGGUUGGGACGCGUUUGGUCUUCCAGCUGAGAAUGCGGCUAUCGAACGCGGUGUGGAUCCUGCUGUCUGGACGGAGCAGAACAUUGCAAAGAUGAAGGAACAGUUGAAGUGCAUAUCCGCUCAUUUUGAUUGGGAUAGGGAACUAGCAACAUGCGCGCCCGAGUUCUACGAGCACACGCAGCGACUAUUUCUGAUGCUCUACGAGAAGGGUCUGGCAUACCAGGCUGAAGCAUUAGUCAACUACGAUCCCGUUGACAAGACAGUCCUCGCAAACGAGCAAGUGGAUGCGAAUGGGUUUUCGUGGCGGUCGGGCGCGAAAGUUGAAAAGCUCAACCUCAAACAAUGGUUCUUUCGCAUCACGCAAUUCAAGGAAGACCUGCUGAAAGACCUUGAUUCACUCGUUGGAGGCUGGCCUGAGCGAGUGCUGUCCAUGCAACGAAACUGGCUGGGAAAGUCUUACGGUGCAAACGUCACGUUCCCGGUCACCGCUGGCCCCGAUGGACAGGAGGUCCACGUGGAAGUAUUCACAACCCGCCCAGACACUCUGUAUGGUGUGGAAUACCUUGCUCUGGCGCUGGAUCAUCCCAUCGUCGUCAAGGCAGCCGAGACCGACCCGGCGCUCCGAAACUUCUUAGAUGAAGCCGCAUCAUUACCGGCCGAUUCAAAAGCUGGCUAUCGUUUGAAUGACGUGACGGCGUCUCAUCCGUUACGUUUGAUUGAUACCGAGAGCCCUCAUAUCCAGAGAAAACUGCCGGUUUUCGCAGCACCGUAUGUCUUAAGUGACUAUGGAGAGGGCGCUGUGAUGGCCGUACCUGGCCACGACAACCGGGACAUAGCCUUCUUCAAAGAGAACAUGCACCCGGAUUUGAUCCCUCUUGUCAUCGAGCCAGAAUGUUCGAGCAAUGCUACAAAUGACAACAUGGUGCCUGCAAAAGAUGCCAAAGCCUUCACCCAGGAGGGACUGCUGACUGCACGAAGUGGAAAGUACCAAGGCCUACAUUCACGAGACGCUGCGAAACAGAUCGUGGCAGACUUGGAGAAAGUUGGGCAUGCGCGAUUUGCUGAGACAUGGCGGCUACGGGACUGGCUCAUCAGCCGGCAAAGGUAUUGGGGAGCUCCGAUUCCCAUUAUUCACUGCGGCGACUGUGGCCCUGUACCAGUCCCGGCCUCAGAUCUUCCCGUCAAGCUGCCGAAGAUUGAAGGGGAAUGGCUGAAAGGGAAGAAAGGUAACCCACUUGAAUCUUCUGAGGAAUGGCUACAUACCAACUGUCCCAGCUGCGGUGGUCCUGCCAAGCGUGAUACAGAUACUAUGGACACUUUUGUCGACUCAUCUUGGUACUUUUUACGCUACCUGGACCCUGCAAACAAGGAAGCGCCGUUCUCGCCCUCUGUUGCCCAACCGGUUGAUGUUUAUAUCGGUGGCGUAGAGCAUGCGAUUUUGCAUUUGCUGUACGCUCGAUUCAUCUACAAAUUCCUCGCACAGUCUGAGCUGUUUCCGAAAAUGUCCGAUUCCCAAGAUGUCCCAGCAGAGCCCUUCAAGACAUUACUGUCGCAAGGCAUGGUUCACGGCAAGACUUUCACAGAGCCUUCGACAGGGCGAUUUUUGCUCCCAUCUGAAGUUGACUUGACGAGCCCAGACAAACCUUUGAUCAAGGGGACCCAAAUUAUGCCCAACGUGUCUUUUGAGAAGAUGUCUAAGAGCAAAUAUAAUGGCGUGGAUCCUACUGUCUGUGCUGCAAAGUACGGCGCCGAUGCGACCCGUGCGCACAUCCUCUUCUCUGCUCCGGUCAGCGAAGUGCUUGAAUGGGAUGAGACAAAGAUUGUUGGCGUCGAACGUUGGUUCGGUCGGCUCUGGAAGCUGGUCCUCGAUACCCAGCAGUCUCUAAGCCGCGCAGCCUUCGCUCUCCCCACGGUUGAUAUACAAAUUCCCACCGGACACCUCAUGAACCUGCCCUCUCUCGAUGAUAUGAGCGACCCCGACGCAGAUGCGAUCUUAGCGACCCACAACAUCAUAUCAUCGGUGACAUCGUGCAUUGAAACCAACCCCUAUGGGCUAAACACGGUCAUUUCGGAUUUGAUCAAAUUGACCAACGCUCUGACAUCGGCCCCACCUUCCAGCCCUCUUGUAUUGUACCUGUCCAUUUCGUCUCUUCUGCGCCUUCUCUCCCCAAUUGCCCCCGCCUUUGCAUCAGAGACCUGGGAAAUCCUCCACGAGACAAUCCUCAAAUCCAACACGCCCGAGCCUUCAAUACCUGCGGUUCAUUCUUGUCCCUGGCCCACCCCACUCCUGACUCCUGAGCAGGUCGAGGCUCUCUCGGCUCGCGGUGGUCAAACAGUUGCGAUCCAGAUUAAUGGGAAACUUCGCUGUGCGGUGACCAUCCCGUGCAUGGAGCAGUCCCCCACUGCGCCUUCUGGGGGAAAAGGACCAUCGAAGGAGGAGCAAGACUGGAUUGUCAGCCGAGUUUUGGAAACUACCGAGGGCAAGCUGUGGCUCCAAGAGAAGAAUGAUUGGGAGAAGAGGAAGCGUGUCAUUGUUGUCAAGGGUGGCAAGCUGAUGAAUGUUGUGUUCUAG